This is a messenger RNA of Lactuca virosa, 1722 nucleotides long. NCBI's taxonomy places the organism in Eukaryota, Viridiplantae, Streptophyta, Magnoliopsida, Asterales, Asteraceae. The record is from the annotation of a GenBank genome assembly.
AUGUUGUUCCCAUUUACUGGUGCAUCCUCUCAAACCCCGAAGACGUUGCUCGUGUUAUCUCGUUUCUCUUAUGAAGAUUAUGGUUACGAUGCUCCCACACCACCCGUGACUACCUCCCUGGCCUCUCCGGCCCCUUCACAUGCAUGUGGGUUCUGCGAAGAUGAUAUUCCUGUGGCUGCUGCAGCCGGUCCUCCACCUGUCAUUCCAACAACACCACCAGCUCCUCCCAUCAACACCGAUCACGCCGGAGAAACAGGUCCUGCCUCUACCUCUACCUCUACCUCGGAUGCCACUACUCAACUUCCCGAGGGGCUAGAUAUAAACAUUAAGCUUUGGAAUCAGUUGAUCUUCAAAGGGUGCUUAUGGUGCAGAAGUAAGCUGCUACAAAUUACAAUGAUGAUCAACAAGUCACUUUUCUUGACUUACCUUUAUCUCUUAAUCUACAUUUUGCUGUCAUCUGGAGUUAUUCUGUACAACAAGUGGGUUCUCUCUCCAAAGUACUUCAGUUUUCCCUUUCCAAUCACUCUUACUAUGAUCCAUAUGGGCUUUUCUGGUGCCGUAGCAUUCUUUCUUGUUCGUGUUUUUAAGGUUGUUGCUCCAGUUAAAAUGACAUUUGAAAUAUAUGCAACAUGUGUAGUUCCCAUCAGCGCUUUCUUCGCAUCAAGUCUCUGGUUUGGCAACACUGCUUACUUGCAUAUAUCAGUGGCCUUCAUCCAAAUGCUGAAAGCAUUAAUGCCAGUAGCAACACUUAUCAUGGCAGUCCUAUGUGGCACUGACAAGCUGAGGUGGGAUGUGUUGUUGAACAUGCUGUUGGUCAGUGUUGGAGUUGUGAUUUCUUCAUAUGGAGAAAUCCAUUUUAAUGUUAUAGGGACACUUUAUCAAGUAACAGGCAUCUUUGCAGAAGCUUUGAGACUAGUUUUAACUCAAGUCCUUCUACAAAAAAAGGGUUUAUCUCUAAACCCUAUUACAAGCUUGUAUUACAUAGCUCCAUGCAGUUUUGCUUUCUUGUUUGUGCCAUGGUAUUUGUUGGAGAAGAGUAACAUGGAAGUUUCACAAAUUCAAUUCAACUUCUGGAUUUUCUUCUCAAACGCUUUAUGUGCUUUAGCAUUAAACCUGUCCAUUUUCUUAGUAAUUGGAAGAACAGGAGCAGUUACCAUUCGUGUAGCAGGUGUCCUUAAAGAUUGGAUAUUGAUUGCUCUUUCAACUGUAAUAUUUCCAGAGUCUGCCAUUACCGGGCUCAAUAUUAUCGGUUAUGCCAUUGCACUUUGUGGUGUGGUGAUGUACAACUACAUAAAGGUUAGAGAUGUGAAAGCAUCUCAACUUCCCCCUGAAAGUAUCCCAGAACGAUUGACUAAGGAAUGGAAGCUGGAAAAGAAGUCAUCCGACAACAACAUUAGUGAUGAAGAUAAUACAAGGAAUAGCAGCAGAUUUAGUUCAAUGUCGGAUAGUGCAGUAGAUGAAGAGGCACCUUUAAUGGCAUCUUCAAGGCUUUCUUAUAUUGCACGUUCACAGCUUAAUAGCCGAGAUACAUGAUGAUGAUGAUGAUGAUGAUGCAUUUAAUGUAUAAAACUAAUCUGGUGAAUUCAUAGGGACAUACAUGUAUGUGGUUCUUUUCCUUUUGGAAAGUAGUUGUGGUUGGUAGCUCCCUCUUUUGAGGUUAUUUUUCUAGUUUUUACAUGGUUUCAGGGAAGAACAAUCGGUUAUUGUAUUGUAUUGUAUUUU